AUGUCGAUGGUCAGUAUCCUUCGACGGGCAGUGCUCCCAACGCUGCGACGACAAGCUUUCGUACCCGCAUUGCAGAGAAACCUCACAACGCAGCAAAAGGAGAUUGUCAAAUCUACUAUUCCCGCCCUCCAGGAGCAUGGCGUGACUAUUACGACUUUAUUCUACAAGCGCAUGCUUGAAGCUCAUCCCGAACUCCAAAACAUCUUCAAUACCGCCCACCAAGAAACUGGAGAGCAACCCGCUGCCUUGGCGCACGCCGUAUGGGCAUAUGCGAGCAACAUUGAUCAUCCGGAAGCAUUGAGCGCUGCGGUAUCUCGAAUUGGCCACAAGCAUGCCAGCCUAGGCGUGACAGCAGACCAGUACCCUAUUGUAGGUGAGCACCUGUUGGCCGCCAUCAAAGAGGUCUUAGGACCCGCAGCCAGCGAAGAUAUCCUGAGCGCUUGGGGUGCGGCCUAUCAACAACUCGCCGAUAUCUUCAUCAACUUUGAAGAGGGCCUUUACCAGCAAGGUUUGAAGACACCCGGUGGAUGGAAAGGAUGGCGCAAGUUCUUCAUUUCCGACAAGAAAAUCGAAAGCGACGAGAUCAUCUCCUUCCAUCUAGUUCCUGUCGACAAGGACAAGCUUCCAACGUACAAGCCAGGUCAAUUCGUUACAGUGCGAUGCUAUGUUCCCGAAUUGGCCUCCUAUCAACCCCGUCAAUACAGUCUAUCUGAUUCACCGACCCCAGACCACUUCCGGAUCUCAGUUAAGAGAGAAUUCGCGACGGGACCUAAACCAGCCGGUCGCGUCUCGAACGUCCUCCAUGAGUCGUUGCCAGUCGGCGCAGAGUUAGACGUCAGCAUGCCAUUCGGUGAUUUUGUUCUCGAUAUUAAUGCCACAACUCCGGCUGUGCUGAUCAGCGGAGGCGUGGGGUUGACGCCGAUGAUGUCCAUGCUGAAAUUCAUUAUCGAUCAACAAGGCCAAGCACGUAAAGUCGUUUUUAUCCAUGCUGCUCGGAACGGUCACGUUCACGCCAUGAAAAAGGACCUUGCGCACAUCGUUGCCCAAAACCCAUCAGUUAGCCGGUCGGUGUUCUACGAGGAAGCAACUGCGCAGGACAAGAAAGGCGUGGACUAUGACCACAUCGGUCGUGUGGACAUGGCGCAAAUUAAAGAUCAGGCCGUCUUAGCCGAUGCGGAUUACUACAUCUGUGGACCCCAGCCAUUUAUGAAAGCACAGAGUCAGAGUUUGGAGAGCUUGGGCGUCUCGCCAGAUCGAAUCCACAUGGAGGUAUUCGGUUCUCCUUCGGGUUAA
This is a messenger RNA of Penicillium cataractarum, 1293 nucleotides long. Its product is annotated as NO-inducible flavohemoprotein. Gene Ontology annotation, cellular component: intracellular anatomical structure. The coding region runs from base 1 to 1293 and encodes 430 amino acids. The record is from RefSeq and is a predicted model, not a curated record. Lineage: Eukaryota; Fungi; Ascomycota; Eurotiomycetes; Eurotiales; Aspergillaceae. The transcript has a single exon. Gene Ontology annotation, biological process: nitric oxide catabolic process; cellular response to nitrosative stress. Gene Ontology annotation, molecular function: FAD binding; oxygen binding; heme binding.